Molecule: messenger RNA, 315 nt
Organism: Recurvomyces mirabilis
Lineage: Eukaryota; Fungi; Ascomycota; Dothideomycetes; Mycosphaerellales; Teratosphaeriaceae
Exons: 2
Coding region: 1-315 (104 amino acids)
Source: RefSeq, a predicted model, not a curated record
AUGGCUGUGUCUGCGAGCGUUGCGAGGCUCACCAAUACCCGGCCUCUCGAUACUACGAUGGUCUUCUUCAUCCCGGUCCUCCUGGUCAUCGCCGGCGUUGCCCUCGUCAAACAAGCCAAGGAGCACAAAAAGGAGAAGCGCAGCUUGAAGAUUAAGAAUGCCACGAAAGGCCACGGGACUGUCUACUACAACGCUGCCGCUCAAGACACGAAGCUUCAGGACGGCAUGGAGCAAUCGGAGGUGUUGCCAGUAUAUCGCCACGUCGAUAAUGAGGAUGUGACGUUACCGGUUUACAGCAUGAAGGUCGCCUCAUGA